AUGGACGGAGUAUAUUUAGAUGAGAAGGGGGAACUAGCUGCCAACUUGGACAUUGUGAACUGGGUGAAGUUUCCCAAUAAGUCCCUUCUUAGGGUGAAGUUUGGGAGUUUACGCAGACAGGGAUCCCCAGACCUACAGCUCACCAUUGACCAGGAUGCCAUCGUUUGGCCCAAAUGGCUCAACCAGACCCUGCCUUCUUCCAGAUGUGUGGAAAGCUGCCGGCCCGGAUCCUUCAAGGUGGUUCAGGAAGGAAAUCCCCUUUGCUGCUAUGACUGCGUUCCCUGUGCGGAAGGGGCCGUCUCCACUCAGGAAGAUGCAGAGGGUUGCAAUAAAUGUCCAGAAGAUCAACAUCCAAACAAGGACCGAGAUGAGUGUAUCCCCAAGAUUAUCUCCUUCCUGGCUUAUCGAGAAUAUCUGGGGAUCCUCCUGGCUUCCUUUGCCCUCCUCUUGUCCUUAAUUACAGGCUGUGUGUUAGGAAUCUUCAGUAAAUAUAAAGAAACUCCCAUAGUCAAAGCCAACAACCGGGACCUCUCCUACAUCCUCCUCAUCUCCCUCCUGCUCUCCUUUUUGUCCUCCUUCCUCUUCAUCGGCAGGUCAGAGAAAACAACCUGCCUUCUCCGACAAACUGCCUUCAGUGUCAUCUUCUCAGUUGCCAUCUCUUCUGUGUUGGCAAAAACCAUCACUGUGGUGCUGGCCUUCCUGGCCACAAAGCCAGGGAAUACAAUGAGGAGAUGGCUGGGGAAGAGUCUGGCCAAUUCCAUUGUCAUUUCCUGUUCCAGUGUCCAAGUUGUCCUCUGCGCUAUCUGGCUGGGGAUCUCUCCACCCUUCCCAGAGUCCGACAUGCAGUCUCAGCCUGGAGAGAUUAUCCUGCAAUGCAAUGAAGGGUCUGUUGCCAUGUUUUAUGGUGCCCUUGGCUACAUGGGCUUCCUGGCUGCCAUCUGCUUCAUGGUGGCUUUCCUAGCCAAGAAGCUGCCUGGGGCCUUCAAUGAAGCCAAGCUGAUCACCUUCAGCAUGCUGGUCUUCUGCAGUGUUUGGGUCUCCUUUGUGCCCACCUACCUGAGCACGAAGGGGAAAUACAUGGUAGCCGUGCAGGUCUUCUCUAUUUUGGCCUCCAGUGCUGGGCUUCUGGGCUGCAUCUUCAUUCCCAAGUGCUACAUUAUUGUCCUGAGGCCUGAUCUGAAUACAAAGGCAUAUUUAACAUCAAAAAUAAAAGAGAUCAACAGGAAUCCAAGGCUCUUGCCCAACAUCACCUUAGGCUACAGCAUCCAUGAGAGCUUCUUUAAUGGAAGGGUGACGUACGAUGCUUUGUUAGACCUGCUGUCCACUGGGCAGGCAAAUGUUCCAAACUACAACUGCGGAGGACAGAAUAACUUACUGGCUGUUCUCGAAGAAUCUGGCUCUGAAAUCUCCAUCCAAAUUUCAGGCUUGUUGGGCAUCUACAAAAUCCCACAGGUCAGCUAUGCUUUUGUCUCUCCGGUUCUGAGUGAUAAGAUCCAGUUCCCUUUUUUCUACCGGAUGGUCCCCAAAGAAGAUGCCCAGUACCCAGGGAUUGUCAAGCUGCUCCUGCACUUCAGGUGGACGUUCGUUGGUCUCAUUGCUUUUGACACCGACAACGGAGAGAGGUUCAUGAAGACCUUGACACCUGCGCUCACUUACUUCCCUGAGAAACAGUCCCAGUGGGAGCAAGUCUCAAUGUAG
Messenger RNA from Rhineura floridana, 1698 nucleotides. RefSeq names its product vomeronasal type-2 receptor 26-like. Gene Ontology annotation, molecular function: G protein-coupled receptor activity. The record is from RefSeq and is a predicted model, not a curated record. Gene Ontology annotation, biological process: G protein-coupled receptor signaling pathway. The coding region runs from base 1 to 1698 and encodes 565 amino acids. NCBI's taxonomy places the organism in Eukaryota, Metazoa, Chordata, Lepidosauria, Squamata, Rhineuridae. Gene Ontology annotation, cellular component: membrane. The transcript is spliced from 6 exons.